Molecule: messenger RNA, 2367 nt
Organism: Closterium sp. Naga37s-1
Lineage: Eukaryota; Viridiplantae; Streptophyta; Zygnematophyceae; Desmidiales; Closteriaceae
Source: the annotation of a GenBank genome assembly
AUGCAUAGUUGUCUUGUCUCACCUUCGCCCUCCCGCCCAUCCUCCCCCCAUCACGUCCUCUCGCUUUCCGCGCUACCACAGGAGCGGCACAGCAACAAGGGGGAGUUCUCCCGGGCGAAGCUCAAGGGGAAGCGCGCCAUAGAGCUGGGGGCUGGCUGUGGCCUCGCUGGCUUGGGGUUUGCGCUGCUGGGGUGUGACACGGUGCUCACAGACGAGGCGCUGGUGCUGCCUCUGCUGUUCCGCAAUGUGACCCGCCUGCAGUCCCAGGCUUCCAUGGACGCUGCUGCUGACUCCUUCCUCGGCAGUGUGGGAUCAGUGGAGGUAGCAGAGCUAUGGUGGGGCAACGCACAACACAUAGCCCAAGUCGGCCCACCUUUUGAUGCCAUUGUUGCCACUGACGUGGUGUACGUAGAAGACUCUGUCCCGGCUCUCCUAGCAACCAUGCUUUCCCUCUCCCACCCCCGCACCCCCAUUCUCUUGGGGUACGAGUUCCGCUCGGCCACAGUGCAUGACCGCCUGCAUGCAUACGCGAAGCAGAUGUUCGACGUCAAGAAGGUCCCUGCUACUAAGCUGCAUGCAGAGUACCAGCACCCGUCCAUUGAUGUGUUCAUCAUGAAACGCAAGGCCGCACCCAUACUGCCUCCUGAACUUGCGGCGAUGGCCGGGCUAGCAGCCAGGCACGUCAGCAAAAGCGAGUUGCGCGAAGCGACAGGCGAGGAGAAAACGACGACGCCACUCGCUGACGAGCCUUCGUCGCCGGUCAGGCCGCUGGAGGAGCCUCUGCUUCGGCAUUCCCAAGGGCGCAACGCGGAAGGAGGACUGCGGGGAGAGCAGCAGCAGCAGCAGCAGCAGCAGUAUGAGGGCCUCUUGCCGACUCUCCUGUGGUGCUGCUUCGCGUGUCUUGGCGCCUUCUCGUUCGGAUAUGCGGUGAGGGAGAUGAAUGGCGGAGGGAGGGAGAGAGAGGAAGCGAGCAGGGGAGAUGGGCUAUACCUCACACGUUCUUCUUCCCCCGAAAUGGGGGUUACAUCCCACUUCCUCCCCUCGUUCUCCGCGGACCCGCCCCCCGCACCAUCAUCCCGUUCUCUCUUCUCCGACUUUCCCCCUCCACAUUGGCGUAUCUUUCUCAGACUUUUGCCCCCUCUCCUCUCCCAUUUUGCUCCCCUUCCCCUCUUUCUUCCCUCAACCUCCCCGUUCUCCCCCCCACCUCCCAUCCCACCUUCCCCCACUCCCCGCUCCCCUCCUCCGCAGGUGGGCUACACCUCCCCCGCGCUCGCCUCUCUCUCCGCGGACCUGCGCCUGUCCCCCGCGCUCGCAUCGCUCUUCUCCUCGCUCAUAACAGUGGGCGCAAUGCUGGGGGCGGUGGGCGCAGGGGCAGUGGCGGAAGGAGUGGGGCGCAGGGGGGCAUUGGCGCUGGCUGCGCUGCUGCUGGCGGCGGGAUGGGGGGGAAUAGCCUUGGCGCAGUCGCUGCCUCUCCUCCUCUCCUCUCGGGUCAUCAAUGGCCUGGGUGUGGGCCUCGCUUCCUACGUGGUGCCAGUGUACAUAGCAGAGGUGGCCCCCAACGCGUGGAGGGGCGCGUUGGGGAGUCUGAACCAGCUGGCAAUCACAGUGGGCAUGCUCGGAGUCUACUCCGCCGGCCUCGCCCUCCCCUGGCGGCCCUUCGCUGCUUUCGGAGCGCUGCCAGCUGUCGCUCUCCUAUUGGGCGUGGCAGCAGCGCCGGAGAGUCCUAGGUGGCUGGCCAGGAGGGGAGCGGGGCGAGAGGAGGUGCUGCGAGUGCUGCUGCGACUGAGGGGCGCGCAUGGUGCUGCUGCUGCUGCUGGUGGCGGUGGCGGUGGUGAUGGUGGUGGUGGUAGUGGCAUUGCUGUGCGUGGGGCUGAUGGUGCUGCAGCAGUGUGCGGGCAUCAACGCCCCCUCGUACCCUCAUAUCACCGCCAGCUGUGCGUGGGGCUGAUGGUGCUGCAGCAGUGUGCGGGAAUCAACGCCAUAGUCUUCUUUGCAGCGACCAUCUUCCGCAACGCUGGCUUCACCAACCCCAACCUCCCCAGCUUCGGGAUCGCUGCCGUGCAGGUCCUUUUCACGGUCUGCUCAGCUCUCCUCCUGGACAGGGCAGGUCGGCGCGUGCUGCUGCUCCUCUCUUCCUCCGGCAUGUCCCUCUCCUGCCUCCUCCUCGGCCUCUCCUUCUACCUCCCACACACACACCAUCCCUUCCUCCCUGCCUCCUCUGCGCCCCUCCUCGCCUUCUCCGGCUGCAUGGCGUACAUUGUCUUCUUCUCCAUGGGCAUGGGCGGCAUCCCUUGGAUUAUUAUGUCCGAGAUCAUUCCAGCGCACAUGCGAUCGCUGGCAGGCAGCCUGGUGGUGCUCUGGUCUUGA